UCAGGUAUUAAAAGUUGCGUACACAGACAAGAAUACCAAGGGGCCCCAACAUCUCAUCACACGUGCACGAACGUUACAAGGGGUCUCGUAAUAAAAUAAUGAUAAAACCCCUUACUGGAGUGAGAAGCACCAUAAUACAAGAGCCGUCUGUCUCUCAUCCGCAUUCCGGCACGCAAACCCGUCGUACAUUAAUAUAGGAAUGGCCUAUCGUGGGCCUAUCCAUUCUUUUAUUAAUCUAUGGUUCUCCCGGAGCGAGAUAAGAAAUACGAAGACAAAAAAAAAAUUACCAAAACCUGUUAGCAGCCCCAAGUAGUGGGUAUAAUAUAAGAAAAUUGAUUAUGACGUUGGUUACGACGAGUACACUAUAAUCUUACCGCGUUUUUAGUCUUGUCAAAAUGGCCGUGAAAAGGACUACGAUGCGGAGUUAACGCAAUAACGCAUACGACCAUUUUUAUUUGAUAAAAAAUAAAAAAAAAACACUUAUGUUAUAAUAAUAUUAUUAUAGCCAUUUAAAGGUAUAUCGUUUAUUCGGUUUCAUUUAAUAUUAUAAUUUUGUGAUUAAAAAACAACGUUUAAAUAUUUUGACUUUUGACAUUGUAUUUUUAAUAGUAGGUACCGUAGGCGGACCGUAGUAAUUUUGAAUGUCUGAAUACUUAUUACAUCUACAUGUUUAGGAAACCAAUACAAUGACAUCAAAAAAUAGAGCAAAACGUUUGAUUUCUACUGCACUGAUUGGGAAAGAAUUUAAAUAUAAUAACACACCGUCAACAACUGUAAACAAUAAUAAACAAGACAUUUCUGGUUGACAGAAACAUUUGAAGCCUUGGAUGGUGAAAGAAUAAAAUCAAAUACUAUAUACAACAAAGAGAUUGAAAAAAAUAUACGGAGAAGGCAAAUGUGUUAAGACAAACUCUUGUAUUAUAAAUAGAAAAUGUCAACAUAAAUGUUGGGAUAAAUUCACUGAGAAUGACAGAAAAUAUAUAUUUGACACAUUUUGGAAAUUAGGUAAUAAACCGAGGCAACGAAAUUACUUGGUAAAAUGUGUAGAUAAAGUAUCAAUAAAAAGGAAACAAAACAUAAUAAGUAGGCGUUCAAUUUCAUAUAAAUAUUACUUAUAUUUCAUAUCUGAAAAGAAGCAAGUAUGUCAACAAUUCUUAUUGACUACUUUAGAUAUAUCACAAAAAUUUCUACUUUACACCAUCAAAAAUUUGAAACUAGGAAGUUCAGAAGAAAAUAAAAAUUGUGGUAAAAUCGUUUCUAAAAGUAAAUUUGGCGAUUCAGCACAAUAUGAUGAUUUACAAGAAGAAAAAACUGUAAAUUCUAAUGGUCCCAUAGAAACAAUAAGUGGUAAUAGUUUAUCUGCAGAUGUAAGCCAUGUAUCAACUAAUUGUUUACCACUCACAAAAAAACAUCAUAAUAUUAAUGAAGUUAAAUCAUUUGUCAGUAAAAAUAAAAGUUAUCUUGAUGUCGGACAGUCAAAAAAUAAUACCCGAUCUAAUAUACAUAAGCUACCUAUAGUUGAUAAAAAUAUAACUGACAUUUCUGUAGCCACAUUUUUAGUCAAUGGUUUAUUGAAAGGUGAAAAAACACAGACAAAAAAAAUAAAAAUCAUCAAACGGAAAUUUAUUUUGAAAAAAAACAAUGUUAAAGUACAUAUGAGAAUGAAUAAGUUGAAAAAAACUUUUGGAGAAGGUAAAUGUGUCAAACCAAAUCCAUGUGUCUUAAACAAAAAAUGUCAUCAUAAAUGCUGGGAAAAAUUUACAGAAAAUGACCGAAAGAAUAUAUUUGAUAUGUUUUGGAAAUUAGGUAACAAAUCAAAUCAACGAGAUUAUUUAAUAAAAUGUGUUCAUAAAGGAUCAAUACAAAGAAAACGUACACAAAUAGAUGAUAGUAGGCGGUCCGUAACCUAUAAGUAUUAUUUAUCUUACAUGUCUGAAAAAAAGCUUGUUUGUCAACAAUUCUUAUUGACUACAUUGGAUAUAACUCAAAGGUUUUUAAUCUACAACAUUGAAAAGUGUUUUCAAUCAAAUUCUGAGAAAAAUAAUGAUUGUAAAAUGACUAUAUUCAAAAAUCAAUUUGAAAAUUCAGCUAUUUUUAAAGUUUACCAAUUUAUCAAUAAAUUACCCGCAUUAUCAUCUCGUUAUUGUAGUGCUUCCAAUAAGAAAUAUUUGCCAGCAGAGAUUAUGAAUGUUAUUCAGCUCUAUAAUUUAUACAAAGAUUACUGUAAAAUAAAUAAAGAUGAACCAGUAUCUAAAUAUAUUUUUAAAAAUAUAUUUAAAAAACAAACUCACCUGGGAUUUCAUGUACCAAAAAGAAAGAAGUGUAAUUUAUGUGUUACGUUUAAAAAUACGAAUAGUCCCAACCGUGAACAAGAAAUUCAAAAAUCACAUAUGAAAGAUUGGGAUGAAUGUAAAGAUUUAGUAAUAAGUCAUCGACAAAUAACUGAUCCCAGUACGGUAUGUGCAAGUUUUGACAUUCAAAAUGUCUUAAGCACGCCAAUAGGGUACAAUAAGAACUUGUAUUACAGCCGAAAAUUUGGUACGUCCAAUUUAGUUGUCUUCGAAAAUAUUACACAAAAUGCAUUUUGUUACCUAUGGGGAGAAACUACUGGAAAUAGAGGUAGUAACGAAAUUGUAUCUUGCAUACAUGAUUAUUUGAUCAAAGUUGACCAAAGAAAAUCUGUGACGUCUGUUAUAUUGCUUUGUCACUCUAGUGUUAGACGAAACAAAAAUAAAGCAAUGCUGGUGAUGAUGUAUCAUGCCCUAGAGAGUAUGAACUUAAUUUUAUAAAAGAAAUUAAGUUGAUUUUUCUAUUCCCUGGUCACACUUGUAUGCCCGUAGAAUGUUUGAUAGCUACUAUUGAUCGUUUUAUUAAAAAUAAGACUGUAUGUAUGAUAGCGAAUGGCCAACAUUGAUUCGAAAUGCCUACACAAAUCCAAGGCCACUAGAAAUAGUUGAAAUGAAAUCUUCUGAUUUUUUUGAUUGGACACUAUUUUCAAAUUCAAUUUUUCCAAAUCAUUUGAAAACAGAUGGAGGUGAAAUAAUUUCAAUUUCUGAAUUAAGAUAUGUAUUAUUCCAAAAAGAGGAAAACAAAAUAAAUUUGUUAGCUUUUAAUUCAGACACAAAUAUUUGCCCUGAAAAAUUAGUGAUGAUCAAAAAAAGAAGAAAUCCAAAAAUACCUUGCUAUACAGAAAAUUAUGGUAUUUCAAAUGCCAAAUUCAAUAACUUAACUAAAUUAUGCAAGGAUGGUAUAAUUCCCAAAAAGUAGAUAAUUAUUAUUUAUUUUAAUUAAACAAUACAAUUUCAAUUAUUUUAUGUAAUGUAUAUUCUUACAGAUUUCAUAAAGAAUACUUAGAUAUGAAACCAGACAAAAAUGUAAAAGAUUGUCUUAAUCAAACUGAUGUCGAAGAUGAAGAUGACGAAAAAUCUUUUAUAGGUUAGUUAUUAAUACAUACAAUAACUUUUUCCCCAUAGGUUUUUAACUGAGGUGGGUCGAACUCAAAAAUAUGGUCUUGAAUCAAACCCUUUAAUAGUAUGUCCAAUCGAACUUUUCAUUUGCUUGUUGAACUGAACAAUCAUGCGAGGUUGAAUUUUAACCUGACCCAUCAUUUUGUUUAAUACCAAAUUGAAUUCAAACUGAUGUUUUGAAUUAAGUUAUAAAUCAUACUUUUUAGUUUUUUUCAAGCCAAAAUAUAAAAUAUAAAACAUUUAUUGUUUGAACGUAUGAGCGUAUGAUAUUAUGUUCUAAUUUUAUUUGAAAUUCAAACUAUUUUAGUUUGAUUAUUGAAUUUUGAACUUUUUGUAUUUUGUUCGAGUAGGGUUUGGUUUUUUAUUUAUUAUGUUCUAAUUUUAUUUGAAAUUCAAACUAUUUUAGUUUGAUUAUUGAAUUUUGAACUUUUUGUAUUUUGUUCGAGUAGGGUUUGGUUUUUUUUUAAAUUAGUGUUGUCUUUCAAACACCUAAAGUUCAGUUCAAUUCUUCAAAUUUCUAACACCUUAGUUUUACCCACCUUAGUUUUAAGUUUUUAUUUAUGUUUACUUACUUAUUUAAAAUAUUUGAAUUUGAAUCAUGUAACGUACAUAAUAUUUAAUGAAGAAUAAUAUUAUAUAAAAUAUUGAAACUUUUUGUAUCAACUCAACAAUAUUGAGAUUUCUAUUGACUUAUUAUUUGACAGUUGUUGAUGAUAUUAGAAUUGAUAUGGUAUUUUUAUAAUCAUAUUGAUUAUUUGUGACUUAGAAUAUGAGCGCUUAAAACAUUUGAUGUUAAAAAUUAUACAACAUUGCAUAUUCAUUUGGUUUCUCAUGUGGCGAUUUUCUUAUUUUGUUGUAAUUUUUUUUAGGAUGGCUAUGAUGAUGAUUUCUUGUUAUUCUCAAUGUUAUGUUUCAAUUUCUUGUAUUCGGCAUGAAAAUGUAAAAUGUAUGCAUAAUUUUAAAUUAGUUUAAAUUUUAAUCAUACAAGUUAUAAAAAACAUUGUUAUCUUUUUCCUGUAUUGGAAAUUAUGUAUGAUAUAAUAUAAUGUAUAUAAUAUUUAGUCGACACAAAUAAAAUAUAUAUUUAU
Molecule: messenger RNA, 4555 nt
Organism: Metopolophium dirhodum (rose-grain aphid)
Lineage: Eukaryota; Metazoa; Arthropoda; Insecta; Hemiptera; Aphididae
Exons: 3
Coding region: 1656-2789 (377 amino acids)
Source: RefSeq, a predicted model, not a curated record